Penicillium atrosanguineum is the source of this 1923-nucleotide messenger RNA. Its product is annotated as exonuclease V. Gene Ontology annotation, biological process: interstrand cross-link repair. Gene Ontology annotation, molecular function: single-stranded DNA 5'-3' DNA exonuclease activity. The record is from RefSeq and is a predicted model, not a curated record. Bases 1 to 1923 code for a protein of 640 amino acids. The transcript has 2 exons. NCBI's taxonomy places the organism in Eukaryota, Fungi, Ascomycota, Eurotiomycetes, Eurotiales, Aspergillaceae. Gene Ontology annotation, cellular component: mitochondrion; nucleus.
AUGUCCUGCCCACCGCAAGGGUCUCAGCCUGAGGAUCCAGACUCCAGUGACUACGGAUCUGACUUCACGCCCGACGUAGAGGACUUGCUGAACGAGCUGCUCUCGAAAGCCGUCGCGGAACACGCGACCGUCGCCACUCUUACUUCCACACCGAAUCCUACCGUCCCCUUGAUCGAGGACGCACUUGCAGUCUCUACACCUGACCCCACUGAUAUCGAACCUCCACAACCGGCUAUCCUCGCGGCGCUCGUCGCGGACAUUGAAGAUGGCGUUGAGGAUCCCCGCGGCGUCCGAGUGCCUAAAGUGCUGGGCUGGGAAUCGUCUCGUUCGCCAUGGAAUCAGUCAAAUCAGCGAACGUGGACUAGGUCCACGUCCAAUGUUAUGGCGGGGAGAUCAAGUCAGGAUGCAAUCAACAGGAAUAGUCCGUCUGGUAUGAGUCGUUUAGUGGAGCAUCCCAGUUCAAAGGAAGGUAGAGAACGAGAACGAGAGCGCAUGGCAAUGCGCGAGCGCGAAUGGACACAACAUGAGCAGGCGGAUGCUACGGUAGAUCCUCGAUCACCUGUAGAACGCUUCCGACGACCGCCUCAUAAGGCCUUUUCCGUGACGGAUCUCGUCUCGCCUGCAUGGUGUGAAUUACAAUAUUGGUAUACCUUGACCAAGCAUGGCAGGAAGAGGAGGACUUCUGCUAUGAAGAAGGGGAGUGUCGUGCACAAGACUCUUGAGGACGAGAUAUACACGACUGUUCCUGUGGACAUUACUACCAGGGAGGAUGCUUGGGCGCUGAGGAUAUGGAAUGUGAUCCAGGGAUUGCGCAUGCUACGUGAGUUUGGCGUCACCCGCGAGCUGGAGAUUUGGGGCUUGGUUGAUGGAGAGUUGGUCAAUGGGGUUAUUGAUCAGCUGUCUUAUGAAUGCCCCGAUUCAGAGCUUGAGGCUACAGCGUCUAGCCACUAUUCAAAAGCGGCAACAUCGCGGGCUGCCUUGCCGGAGUAUCAGAUGUCCCUAUCUGACUUCUUGUUGUCUUCCUCACAGGGUGGAAAAAGACUCUCGGACCUAGGCCAAGAAGAGCCCAUGGUAGACGCACCGGUUGAAGAAAACUCGCCGACCGUCUAUAAUUUGCCGAGAAUCUAUAUGACCGACGUCAAGACUAAAGCGAGUGGCUCGGUUCCCACGGUUAAGAGCACGUCUUUCCGUCCCACUCUUCUCCAAUUACAACUCUAUUAUCACAUGCUUAAUCGCCUUAUCACGAGCGACGAUGUUACGAUGGACUUGCUUGCGGCACGCUAUGAUCUGGAUCCAGAACGGCAUUUUACUGAAGCUUUUAUCUCUGAAGUCGGCGAACUGAAUGACGAAUUCUUCGACACAAUGUCUUCCCAGGAAUUUGACAUUGAUAGCCCACCUACCCCAGAAGAUGCAAGAAUGGUUUCUCAAGGCUCCGAGAGUGGCUCAAAUCUUCCAAAAUCUAGCCAGGGUUCAACUAGCAUUCUUUCGACUCAUGGCACUUUGUCCAGUCUAUGGGGCUACAUGAAAGACCAAAUCCGCCUCACUUUUCUUCCAUCGAUCCCAACAACGGAACCUGUGGCCCCUUCUAUCCCUUCACAUACCCAGCCAGAAUUACUCGCAGAAUACCCCACACUCCUAUCACCAGUUCUAACGGCUCGGUAUCUGUCCUCGGCUCCCACUGCCGAUCUCGAGCGUCGAGUUCUGGGCAGCAGGUCCUUCCUCUAUGAUCCUGCAACCAUGACAUCCUAUAUCGAUGAUCAGAUGGAGUGGUGGCGUGGCUCGCGUGACCCUCGCGGCGUCAACAUCAUGGAUGCAUGGAAAUGUCGCAUCUGCGAGUUUCGUGACGAAUGCUCCUGGCGCCAAGAACGGGAGUUGGACUACGCAAGACGCAACAGCAGACGAGCUUCUGCCUUUGCUGCCUGA